Molecule: messenger RNA, 1693 nt
Organism: Ipomoea nil (Japanese morning glory)
Lineage: Eukaryota; Viridiplantae; Streptophyta; Magnoliopsida; Solanales; Convolvulaceae
Exons: 2
Coding region: 298-1683 (461 amino acids)
Source: RefSeq, a predicted model, not a curated record
GGAAAUCAAAAUCAGAGACUUUGCACUCAAAGCUGAUGACGACAUAUGUAGCAACAUCCUUCUCGCUAAACACAGAGCGAUACGCCCUAACAACAAAAAGAUAAUGAAGAAGAUCCUGGGAGGGCUGAAUGAUUACAUGUGUUUUAGGGCGUCGUCUCACAGAGAAAACAAUAAUAAUAAUAAUAAUAAUAAUGCUUCUCAGGAACUCCUUCAAACCUUGCAAGAAGCAGCUGAAAUUGCAGCAGAGUUGUUGAUGAUUAUCAACAAAGAAAAAGGGCAUCGGGCAGAGAGAGAGAGAUGAUUUGUAAUGCUUUAACUUCUCUCAGGGGAACAAUUCAUGAGGUAGAGUUUCUUCAUGACAAAGCGGAAAUCAAAUCUUUCUUUGAAAAGCUUUCUUCUUUGCAAACCUUUCUCGAGGAGGAAUCUAGUGCUAUGACCAAAGAUUUGAAAACCAAAAUCAUAGAUUUUGCACUCAAAGCUGAAGACCUCCAAAUACAACUAAGCAACUUUUUUCAAUCCAAACACACAACAUCGUCUCAAGAAAAAGCUUCCAAGGGAUUACUGCAUCAAGACUUGCAAGAGGCAACAGAAAAUGCAACAGAGUUGUUAAAGAUUAUAACCAAAGGAAAAGAGUACCAUGAAAGUGCGAGAGAGAUGGCAAGUGAUACUUUAACUAUUUUCAUGAAAAAAUUUGAUUACUACUUUUUACAAUCCAACCCGGUAGUGUUUCUUGAUGAUGAAGCAGCAAAGAUAUCUUUCUUUGAAAAGCUUUCUUCUAUGCAAGCCUUACUGCAGGAGGAGUCUAGUGCUGGUGGUGCUAUUAUCAAUGAUUUGAAAACUGAAAUCAUAAACUUUGUACUCAAGGCCGAAGAUGACAUUGAUACACAAGUAAACAAUUUACUUGAGGCCGAAGACACAGAAGAUUAUCAACAAAAAGCUUCCCAACUCAAUCAAACCUUGCAAGGAGCAACAGAAAAUGCAGAAGGGUUCUUAAUGAUUAUCAACAGCAAAAAAGAGUGUGAUGAUGAGAUAGAGGAAAUGGCUUGUGAUGCUUUAAGUAGUCUCAUGGAAACAAUUCAGCAGGGGUUUCAUGAUGAUGAAACAGUAAUAAAAUCUUUGCUUGAAAAGAUUUCUUCUUUGCAAGCCUUUUUGAAAAAGAAGUCUAGUGGUGGUGGUGGUGUGACAGAUUUGGAAGCUAAAAUCAAAAACUUUGCAAUCAAAGCUGGAGAUGACAUCAAAAUACAAAUAAACAACUUUCUUCAAGCCAAACACACUGAGCAUGAAGAAGAAGCUUCCCAGCAACUCCGGCAAACCUUGCAAGAAGCAGCCGAAAUUACAGCAGAGUUGUUGGGGAAUAUCUACAUAGAAGAACAGCAUGAGAAAGAGAGGGAGAGCACUUGUGCUAGUUUAACUUUUCUCAUGUCAAUAGUUAAUAAUUAUGAGUUUGCUUUUGAUAAACCGGGAAUCAAAUUGGAUUUAUUGGUAAAGCUUUCUUCUUUGAAGAACUACUUACUAUUCAAGAAGUCUAGUGGUUGUGCUACAAUCAAUGAUUUCGAAACCAAAAUCGAAAUCUUUGCACUCAAAGCUCUAAAAGACUUGAUGAUGAUAGAGCAUACCCAGCUGAAUCGAACCUUGCAAGAAGUAACAGAAAAUGCAAACGAGUUGUUAAUGAGUGGAAAAUAGACAGAGAUUG